Hordeum vulgare subsp. vulgare (domesticated barley) is the source of this 1294-nucleotide messenger RNA. RefSeq lists its product as uncharacterized. The record is from RefSeq and is a predicted model, not a curated record. NCBI's taxonomy places the organism in Eukaryota, Viridiplantae, Streptophyta, Magnoliopsida, Poales, Poaceae. The transcript has 3 exons. The coding region runs from base 690 to 1193 and encodes 167 amino acids.
CUUUGCUAGAAAUAUUGUCUUGGAUGAAACCUUAAUGAUACCAUUACAUGAAAACCCAAAUUGAUAUUACAAGAAAAUCUGCAACCCCUAGCAGGCAAUCCAAGUGCAUGUGUAUAGAUAACAUUAUUAUUAAAACCAAGGCGUUUCGGGUGUGUAGAGAGACCAGGGGACACAUAGGCAUUUGAGUUUAGAGGUUGUCCAAAAAUAUAAUACUACCCAGCCGGAGCUGGAGCUUCUUAUCUCAUCAUGCCUAUCCUUUUCCUUGGCACUGGACGGAGAAGCAUCUUUCACACAUCAGGAUACAUGGAAUGGAACCUCAUUGGCCAAAGUGACUUGGAUUCGUUCGGCAUGCCUACAAAAGGCCCCACCAGUUGCUGCGCUGUGAAGCUCAUGGCAGCCCGGAGAGAAUCUUGUAUCUCCUUCAUCACCUCCCUCUCGACUUGGUGCCUCACCUCACGACAUAUCUAUAUCUACCAUACACGCCGACCUGCUUGCUCCUUGCUUGCUUGCUUGCAUCUCAGCACAAGCAAAGCUCUGGCCUGGUAAACAAACUGUAACUGUAAGAGAGGAAAGCUUCUCUCGGAGAGGCAGAGGGAGUACCUUCUUUGGGAGCGGAAUUCAGCGGCUGGAAACCAAGACAGAGAUUGGAGGUAGUCACACAAAGACUUGCAACUAGCAUUUUCCAAGAGAUGGACAGAGAGGAGAUGAAGAUGGUUAUCCUGAGGCAAGAACAAACAUUCAGACAACAGGUUCAUGAGAUGCACCGAGUUUACCAUGUUCAGAAACAGCUGAUGAGGGAGACGCAGAUAGCUGGGAAGAACCAGGCUCACGCUGAGACGAAACCUAAGCUCGAGAUCUGGCGGGACGACAAAGCCGCCAACCGUCAGCAACUCUAUAGCUUCUCAAACAACUGCACCCCUGCCUCUGCUGCAGAAAAAUGCGACCUUGAGCUCACUCUGGCAACCGGGAGCAGCAGAAGCCACAAGGGAAAGCAAGUCGGCAAGUCUUCAAACUCAGACUCCGGGAUGGCGGUGUCAUCAACAUCGACCGAAUCCGAUCUGGCUCAGUUCAAGGAGUUUGACGCAAGGGCGGUGAGGUUUCAGACUGAGAGCUGGAGGUUUACCGUUGCCGAUGAGACGAAUCAGUCUCCUCCUUGGCUGCACCAGCCUGCGAUCCUGAGGGUGGCACGGUGACCGCUUUAGCUAGGAUUUGGUGUCGUAGAUUUCAGAGAAUGAAGAAGAGAUGUUGUCACAUCAUAGAGCUAAUUUGCUUCAACAAUUUGCAAUAGACACGA